AUGUAUAAUAGUAACAACAGUCACCAUGGAAGUGCCUCUCCUUCAGGACAAGGCUACUAUAUGUCACAACAACAAGACCAACAGCAUCAACAACAACAGUACGCUAAUGAAAUGAAUCCGUAUCAGCAGAUUUCUAGACCGCCUGCUGCAGGAUUUAGUAGUAAUUACAUGAAAGAGCAAGGUUCUCAUCAAUCAUUACAAGAGCAUUUACAACGUGAAACUGGUAAUAUAGGUAGUGGCUUCACAGACAUUCCAGCACUGAAUUAUCCCGCCACACCACCACCGCAUAACAACUACACAGCUCCAAACCAGAUGAUCAACACGCCACCACCAUCAAUGGGUGGACUUUAUAGGCAUAACAAUAACUCUCAGAGCAUGGUUCAAAAUGGUAAUGGAAACGGAAAUGCCCAAUUACCACAAUUAUCGCCAGGCCAAUAUUCUAUAGAAUCUGAGUACAAUCAAAAUAUAAACGGCAGUUCCUCUAGUAGUCCGUUCCAUCAACCACAGACAGUGCGGAGCAAUGGAUCAUAUUCAAGUGGGUUAAGAAGUGUGAAAAGCUUUCAAAGGUUACAACAAGAACAGGAAAAUAGUCAAUUUCAACAACAGAAUUCUCAGCAGCAACAGCAACAGCUUCAAUUUCAGCAACAACAACAACAACAACAACAACAACAACAACAACAACAACAACAACAACAACAACAACAACAACAACAACAACAACAAUCACCAAUUCAAGGUGGGUUUAGCAACGGUACCAUAUCGAAUUAUAUGUACUUUGAAAGACGGCCGGAUCUGCUGACCAAAGGAACACAAGAUAAGGCAGCAGCUGUGAAGUUAAAGAUUGAAAACUUCUACCAAUCAUCUGUCAAGUACGCCAUUGAAAGAAAUGAAAGAAGAGUGGAGUUAGAGACAGAACUAACUUCUCAUAAUUGGUCAGAAGAAAGAAAAUCCAGGCAAUUGAGCUCAUUAGGUAAAAAGGAAUCUCAAUUUUUAAGGCUACGUAGAACGAGGUUAUCUUUGGAGGAUUUCCACACCGUGAAAGUCAUCGGGAAAGGGGCAUUUGGUGAAGUGAGACUAGUUCAGAAAAAAGACACCGGAAAAAUAUACGCGAUGAAGACCUUACUGAAAUCCGAGAUGUACAAAAAAGACCAAUUGGCACACGUUAAGGCUGAAAGGGAUGUUUUGGCUGGAAGUGAUUCUCCAUGGGUAGUUUCACUAUAUUACUCCUUCCAAGAUGCUCAAUAUUUAUAUCUAAUUAUGGAGUUUUUACCUGGUGGUGAUUUGAUGACAAUGUUAAUCAGAUGGCAAUUAUUCACAGAGGAUGUAACCAGAUUUUAUAUGGCUGAGUGUAUUUUAGCCAUUGAAACUAUUCAUAAAUUAGGAUUUAUUCACAGAGAUAUCAAACCAGAUAACAUUUUAAUAGAUAUCAGAGGUCAUAUUAAGUUAUCUGACUUCGGGUUAUCUACCGGGUUUCAUAAGACUCAUGAUUCGAACUAUUAUAAAAAACUUUUGCAACAAGACGAGGCAACCAAUGGUGUUUCCAAAGCAGGUGCCUAUAACGGGACUACAACCGAUACUGCGAACAAAAGGCAGACAAUGGUUGUGGAUUCUAUCAGCUUAACAAUGUCAAACAGGCAACAAAUACAAACAUGGAGAAAGUCACGUCGUUUAAUGGCAUAUUCUACUGUUGGUACGCCAGAUUAUAUUGCUCCUGAGAUCUUUCUGUAUCAAGGUUAUGGCCAAGAAUGUGAUUGGUGGUCGCUUGGUGCAAUUAUGUAUGAGUGUUUGAUUGGUUGGCCUCCCUUUUGUUCUGAAACCCCACAAGAAACAUACAGAAAAAUUAUGAACUUUGAACAAACUCUACAAUUUCCCGAUGAUAUACACAUUUCUUACGAAGCAGAGGAUCUUAUCCGCCGGCUGUUAACACAUGCAGAUCAGAGACUUGGUAGACAUGGUGGUGCAGAUGAAAUCAAAAGUCAUCCAUUUUUUCGCGGGGUCGAUUGGAAUACAAUCAGACAAGUAGAAGCUCCAUAUAUACCAAAGCUGAGCUCCAUCACAGAUACUAGGUUCUUCCCAACAGAUGAAUUAGAGAAUGUACCAGAUUCCCCAGCUAUGGCUCAAGCCGCUAAACAAAGAGAACAAAUGACAAAGCAGGGCGGAAGUGCACCUAUCAAGGAAGAUUUACCUUUUAUUGGUUACACUUACUCCAGGUUUGACUAUUUGACUAGAAAAAACGCAUUGUAG
Saccharomyces mikatae IFO 1815 is the source of this 2244-nucleotide messenger RNA. RefSeq names its product serine/threonine protein kinase CBK1 (gene CBK1). Lineage: Eukaryota; Fungi; Ascomycota; Saccharomycetes; Saccharomycetales; Saccharomycetaceae. Gene Ontology annotation, molecular function: ATP binding; protein serine/threonine kinase activity. The record is from RefSeq and is a predicted model, not a curated record. The transcript has a single exon. Gene Ontology annotation, biological process: intracellular signal transduction; peptidyl-serine phosphorylation. Bases 1 to 2244 code for a protein of 747 amino acids.